Messenger RNA from Pseudomyrmex gracilis, 1039 nucleotides. RefSeq lists its product as uncharacterized. Gene Ontology annotation, biological process: regulation of tube size, open tracheal system; septate junction assembly. NCBI's taxonomy places the organism in Eukaryota, Metazoa, Arthropoda, Insecta, Hymenoptera, Formicidae. The coding region runs from base 132 to 842 and encodes 236 amino acids. Gene Ontology annotation, cellular component: membrane; septate junction. The record is from RefSeq and is a predicted model, not a curated record. The transcript has 4 exons.
GGUUGGUAACAAUGAACGAGGACGACGUUAAGGUGUGGUGAGUGUUUUGACAUAAACGGAGUGUUUUAACGAGCGGAGAUAAUUGUAACACAAAUAAUCGGCUUCGCGUCAAAUUGUCCGAAAAACUCACCAUGUCGGCAAACAAACAGGAUUAUCACAGAGCGUCAAACGCUGUUGUAUUUGGCGGAAGUCUCACGUUUGGGGCUCUUUUUCUUUUAAUGAUGGCCUUCAUAAGCCCGUAUUGGAUCGAAUCAUAUCAAGAGACGUUUAGCAAUUUCAAGCAUAUGGGACUCUGGGAAUAUUGCUUCGACCACUUCCGUUAUCCCAGCUAUCAGUUCGACAAGCAGUUCAACGGCUGUCAUCACAUCUUCUCGCAGGAGUACUACGUCAUAAGAGAGUGGUUGUUGCCGGUGUGGCUCAUGGUGGUUCAGACGUUCGUCACAAUAGCCCUGUUGCUCUCCUGUUUCUCGUUCUUCGUGAUAAGUUUGAUCUGGGUUCGCUGGCCGUUGCGAUUCGUACUGCAUUACGAGUGGAUUCUGUCGUCGGUCGCGUGUGGGUGUUCCGGAGUGGCUGGUGCUCUCCUCUUCCUGUCGGUGUCCGUUUUUGGCGGACAGUGUUGGCGCCGGGACUGGCUGAUGUAUCCGAACUUCAAUCACCUGUCGUGGGCGUACGGUCUCGCGGUCAUAUCCUUCAUGUUUCACACGGUCGCCGCCUUUUUUCUGUACCUGGACGCGCGCACGGGUUACAGAUUGCGCAAGGAGUCUCGCAAUCUGGUGAUGCAGAUGCAGCCGAAUCCGCAGUCCCAUCACGGGACUCUCUCGUCUCGAAGCGGAUACAUAUAAGUCGAGUCGAAUCGUUCGACAGUCGAAUCUCGAACUUCGAAGCGUGGGGGAUUUUGUUGUUCCAAUGAAGUAACAGAUCUAUGUACGAAAGACUGAUCACGCACGCCGAAGUACGACUUCAAGUCCGUCCAAUUUUAUAAUUCUUAAGUAACGCUUUGAGCGCAAAACUUCUUUUUUUUUUUUUUUUUUAACGAGAA